This is a messenger RNA of Oppiella nova, 1704 nucleotides long. The record is from the annotation of a GenBank genome assembly. NCBI's taxonomy places the organism in Eukaryota, Metazoa, Arthropoda, Arachnida, Sarcoptiformes, Oppiidae.
AUGGUAGACUCGGCAGGACAUUAUGCAGUAAAUGGGCAGGCACUUUCGAGUAAAGAGUCGGCUGAUUUAAGUACUGCAAUUAAGCAUGCAGCAAAUGAUAAUCGUGAUCUGAUGUUUGUGAUAGCUGCAGAUGCUAAAGCGACGCAUCAAGAUGUUAUUCGAGUGAUGGACGUCGCAGGACAGCUAGGUUUCGUUAACAUCAAUAUCAGUACCAAAGUUCCAUCUCGAGUGAAUCAGGAUUUUAAGGUCUAUGUCCGUCUUUUGGCAUAUUUAAAGCCGUAUUGGGGGGCAGCCUUACUCGUUAUUAUUGGAUUUGGCAUAAAUGCGGCAACUGAAGUUUCUGUAGCGAAAUUACUCAAGUAUAUUAUUGAUGCAAUUCAAGGUGGUAAUCGUGGUGAUCUUGAUUGGUUCCCAGCACUGAUUAUUCUAUUGAUAUUCUUCCGUGGCUUAGGUUUGUUUAUGGGAGGCUACUUUACUGCAGUCAUCUCAAGAAGUUUGGUAUUUAGUAUUCGCCAAGAAGUUUAUGCCAAACUGUUAAAACUACCAGCACAGUAUUACUUGGAUAAUUCAUCUGGCCAUAUCACUGCAAAAAUUAUGUAUAACGUUGAGCAGUUAACCGCAGCUUCCUCUGAAUCAUUAAAAACAUUAAUUCGUGAUGGCGCAAUUGCUUUAGGUUUAUUGGGUUAUCUACUGUAUACCAAUUGGCGUUUAACUUUAUGUAUUUUUAUCUUUAUGCCGAUUAUUGGCUUAUUGGUACGUAAAGCUUCAAAACGUAUGCGUAAACUCUCUAUUCAAGUACAAAAUACGAUGGGGGAUGUCAACCAUAUUGUACAAGAAACAGUCAGUGGUAAUGCUGUUGUAAAGAGUUUUGCAGGUGAAGAAAGUGAACAACAACGUUUCUAUAAGUCGUCAGAAGAAAACUUAAAACGUGGCUUGAAAAUGGUGAUUGUACAAAACCUAAAUAGUCCACUGGUACAAUUGGUCAUGGCUUUUGCUCUGGGUAUCAUUAUUUGGUUGGCAUUACGUCCACAAAUUUUAGGCGAUACUUCGGCUGGCGAGUUCGUUGCUUAUAUCACAGCAGCAGGGCUAUUGGCGAAACCUAUUAAAAACUUAACGGAUAUUAAUGAAAAAUUACAACGUGGUAUUGCUGCGGCAUAUUCCGUAUUUGAAGUCCUAGAUUUGCCACAUGAAGAAAAUACUGGAACGUUAACGCCAAAAUUAUUGGGUGAUAUCAAGUUUGAUCAUGUGUCUUUGAUUUAUAAAAAUAAUGUAAAAGCAAUUGAUGAUUUGUCAUUAGACAUACAAGCAGGCCAAACCAUUGCUUUGGUUGGGCGUUCAGGUGCUGGUAAGUCAUCUUUGGUGAAUAUGUUGGUACGCUUUCAGGAAAUUAGCGCAGGGCAGAUUUAUCUAGAUCAAUUGCCUAUUCAAGAUAUUGAACUCAGUUGUUUACGUACUCAAGUUGCAAUGGUCAACCAGCAAGUGGUUUUAUUUGAUCGAACAGUGCGUGAAAAUAUUGCAUAUGGUCAGUUAGAAAAAGCAUCCGAUGAAGCCAUUAUUGCCGCUGCUAAAGCAGCCUAUGCACAUGACUUUAUUAUGGAGUUACCAAAUGUCUUUCUGGUGGUCAGCGUCAACGUAUUGCCAUUGCACGUGCAAUCCUUAAAAAUGCACCAAUUCUUAUCCUUGAUGAAGCCACCAGUGCUUUAG